UCUCGUGUGACUCGCGUAGACAAACCUCGCGUGUUGUUCUAAUCAACGUUCGCAGUGACUCACGGGAAACCUAGUCUUCUAAUGGCGGCGAGAAGAGGCAAAUGGAAAGCCUUAAUUCACGACAACAACAUCUAGACCCAGGAAGACAAAGCUCCUUUCAAAGUCUCGCCUUAAACAAUGUGAGAAGCGCUUCGAGAGCGAGUGCUAGCUUCAGCGUAACUUCGCCGUUUGGGAACUAUCCGGAACCAACCAGCGUAAAUUAUCGAGCAACAAUGGUUUCGACAACUUCCACCCCGACUCCGUCAACACAAAUGUCACCGUUUUAUCUGUUACGGGAAGAUACUCGUGAGUUAACGAAUUUAUUUUUUCAUUUGUGGCUGUGUCUUUCCUGACGCUUAUUUACCGAUCUUUCAGCUCGUUUUUUUUUCUUUUGCAGUGACUCCUUCAGAAGCAAAUAGCAACCUUUUGGUAAAACAUGGCUUUGACCAGACGUAUCAGAAGAGCAAAAAAGUCAAAGAAGGAUUGAGUUCGUUUUUACCGCAUUUGCCUGGUAAGGCUUCCUAUUGUAUAAUACAACUGUACGUGCAAAUGUAUCAUUAAUUAUUUCGAGUGAUUUUAAACCAAAACCUUGCUAAUUUGAAAUGGCACAUUACUGAAAACACGCCAACGUAUUUACCAUUUGCGUAUCGAUAAGCAACAUGUUUGAGAGGUAUACUUCAUGAAACUGACAAUUCCGAGAUCCGUAAUAUAGUUCAAGAAUCGCGAAAGAAUUUUAACAGGGAGGAAAAUAUGAACUCUUACUUUUUAAAAUGAAUGUAGAGACGGAAAAAAUGUUAUAAUCAAAUAGUCCACGCAGACAAGAUUCUUAAACAGAUGAUCUUGUUUUCAAAAUAUCUGACAAUAUUCCUGUUCGAUCAUAUUUGACCCUAUGUCACACUCCCCUUUCUGCAGACAGCACCACUGGAAGUAAAAGAGUACAGACAAUUGAGCACUCGGAAUGUAUUCUUCUAUAGGCACUAGCUGUGAAGCAAUAUAAAUGUGUUGUUGAUUAAGUGUGAGGUCAAGGUGGCCGGAUAUUGGACAAGUUUAGCUUGUUUAACUAGGAUGAAGCGUGCUCCAGAAACCACAUCUCUCCUCUUCCUCUGUGUUGAAGAUCUGACUACCACACUGCCAUUUUGAACCUUGCUUAGCUAUCUCACUAUUAACCUGUGGAAUGACAGAGUUUAACACCCCCCUUCUCCAUCCCUUUUUUAACUCUUUGAGAAAAUGAUAGCCACAAGCAAUUGCUGUCAAAACUGCAGAAGAAGAUGUCCUUGUUGAGAAAAGUUACUCAAAAUUUAAAGAAGUCUGUAUUGCUUACCUGUGUAUUUAUAGCAAGACACAUUACCCUUUGCAUAGGUGUUAUUCUAUUUAUCCCAAGUGCUGAUGAAAGGCUUAUCUCGGUAGGAAUCUCUGUAGUUUAUCCCGGUUUCAGUAAAAUGAAGCAAUUAGGGUAUUAUCCACUUAGACUGGAUGUCUGUCCAUAAAAGGGAUACUGACCCUCCCCCCCAUCCCCUUCAGCAUUUGGUCAGGGGUAUGUCCUGGGUCAGGUGUGAGAGAGUCAUGUAUUUUGCCCAACACAGUGACCCAGUUGUGGAUUGAUACUAGGUGAUUUGAUCUGAAGUUUUGAAGCUCACUAUUUGGUUGUAGAGUGUGUUUGGCAAUUUCAAAGAAGCCACUCAAGGGAGUGCUGCUAGAAUAGGGCAGAAUAAUUUCUUGCCAAGUUUUAAAUCAUGUAUAUAUUGUAUAAUUACAUUUUACUGUUUAUUACCUAGCUUUUUACAAAUUCAUAAUUCAGAUUUAUGUAUUUUUAUUUAUUAUUUAUUUUUUAUUUUUAUUUUAUAUCAGGCAAAGAGCCAUACCAUGGAUGUACUGAUAUUAAACCAUUAUUGUUAUUAUUAUUAUUAUUAUUAUUAUUAUUAUUACUUUGUGUCAAUGUGUAUACAGUACUCACUUGUGAAAUUAAGAGAAGAUUAUAUCUUUAGAACAGUAAUAUCAUCUUCAAGAUGAAAUUACCAUAUGUUAGAAAGAAAGGACAGAUAAGCAUGUAUUAUACUAAUUACUAACUUCUGGUUUCAUUUUGUUUAUUUAUAUCAGGUGUUCUUGAUGAACUAGGAGGACCAGACAAUAGGUAAUUUGUUUCCCUCUUACUCUUUCACUGUUCAUUAGUAUAGAAAAAUAAUUUGUUCUGAUUUAAAAUUUACAAGAAUUGCUCCUUAGGUCUGCCAAAGAAACAAACUUAUCAAUGAAAUGAUCAGAAAGGAAUUUGAAAGAGUUCACUGAUUACCAUUCAAAAUGUUUCAUUUUCUUUCCUAGUCUUCGUUCAGUGGUAGACAAGCCUCCCAUUGGUGGAAAGGAGCUCCUUCCUUUAACUGGGCAUUCCUUGUCUGGAUUUCGCUUAAAUCCUGGUCCGGUAAGUAUCGUAUGAUUCAGCUUACAAGCAUUUGCAUGAAAAUGCCAGUUUUUCAGCAGUUUCCCUUUAAAGCCUUUAGUAACUGCUAUUGUUAAUGGGCAACUUAGAGUAGAUUGUUUUCCUGGACACCAUUUUCAGCUCAAAGACAAUAGUGCAACUGUGGUAUUUUCUCAAUGAAAUGCCCCUAUUGUUGAUUUCAAAUUGGCAAGGUAAACUUAAUGUGAGGAUUGUUAUAAUUUUUCUCUGUUUUAAUCAGGUAUUUUUUUGUUACCCUUAAUAUUCCCCCCUUCAUCUAGUAGAAAAAAAUAGUCUCCAAGAAAUAGACUUUUCUUGUGAACAUGUGUAUGUAUGUGUUUAAAAUCAAAAUUUAUCAAAUCAGCAGCAUAUUCUAGCUUUGCUAUUCAAUAGAAUUUAGGUACUUGUGAACUUGAGAAGUUGAUGAAACUUCAGGGCUGCAAUUAAACACCCCUAGAAGCACUUAUAUGAGGUUGGCAUUUAAUUGGUGUCAAGUGUUAGAUGAAGAAAUUACUGACUGUAAUAUCAAUUCAGUUAACUAGUAAUUUCAUAACUGUUAAUAUUGCUGCAGAGAUACAGUAUUGUCACAGUUGCACUGGUUGAAGAGUGAAGUGAAAAACUACAAGUGUAGUUUGUAUCAGAAACUUUGGCUCAGAAUCAUGGAUGUUUCAAAACUUGUCAUGCAGAGAGAUAAUUUAUAUAUAUUCUGCAUAUUCCAGAUUCCAGAACAGUUUCGUUUCAUGAGUCAGCAUCCAGUGAAGAAAAAACACAAACAUAAGAAGCACAAAAGCCAAGAUAAUGAGCGAAAUAAGGAAGGAGGUGAAGCAGUCAGUCAGUCAGGUCAAGAGCAAGAAAAGCUAGCAUCCUCCUCUACUGGUAUGUAGAAUUGUCAGUUUUGUUUUACUCAUAUUCAUGAGUUGUGUAGUCCAUGUAGUAGAUGAAUUGGGGAACAUGUAAAGAGAUAGAUGAUGUAGAGGGGUGUCUAGUGCAAGAGGGUUUCAAAUUUUGGUUCUUGGAUGACUUCAACCAGCUUCAGUCUCAACCUAAGUGUUUCAGUUUCCCCUUUACACCUUUUUUUUUUCUUUUUCAGUAGAUGAUAUUGUACAUGGCUAUGAAAUUUCAGCUGUGAUUUACCACAAUGUAUAUCAUUGCUGGAUCCUUGCUUUCGUAUGUCUUUCUCUGAGAGCGUAUGAUUACCCAUUAACUCUAUAUCCUUGGGCUUCUAACAUCAAUCCACCCACUCAGCCCAGCCCUUGUUCAGCCAUAACCAGAGAAGAUCCUUCAUUCCUGUUCAAUACAGUUGAUGAGAAAGUUUAUUUUUACUUAAAAUAUCACUGGUGGAUGAGCUGGCAGCAGAUUUGCAAGCUCUCUUAUUUUUUCUCUCUAUAAUGUCUCUCUUGUGAUAAAAAAGCACCUGUUAUCAAUUUGUUUGAGUAAUAUAAGGAAGACAGGGAGGGACAAGAAAAAAAACUUACAUCAAUUUAAAGUUACCAUGCCAAUUUGUUGUGGAAUGUUUGUUCAUAGAUAAACCUGAGGGUGCACAUGACUCCAAAAAACACAAGAAACAGGUUUGUGAAGAUGACUAGAUUAAGAAAACCUUGAUUUUGAGCUAUUGUAAUUCAUGGUUUAUUUACUAUUUGUAUUCAUAAGAUUAUCAUAGUGUGUACAGGGCAUGAAAUUAAUUUUUUUUUCUGAUAGCCACUUGGCUCCUAAAUUCAUCAAAGUGGUCACCAAUUCAAAAAAAGUUGGUCGCCAUUUUGAAAGGCAAACAAAACCUUUUUUUACGCUGUCAUUGUUCUAGAAAUUAAGUUAGGGAAAAGAUCUUUAACGUGCUACAAAGGGGACACUAGGAUGGAUGAUAUACAAUGUUUAAGUUCACCUAAAUCCAAGAUGGUGUCUAGUUAUCGAUUGAGAUGCAUCUGCUGCGUUUUGGAAACAAACUUAACGAGGAAGUUUGCCGCGGAUUUGUCUUUGCAAAUCUUUUUAAUUCACUAUAUCUCUAGGUAAGGUUAUGAUGAAACAUUCUAGUCGCCAAUUUGGCGACUAAUUUUCGGGAUUUGGUCGCCAAAGUGAAAAAUUUAGUCGCAUUGGCGCCUGUAUUAGGUACAAUUUCAUGCCCUGGUGUAUGUCCUGAUGUUAUUUUGAAGAUAUGGAAAAAAAAAUGUUGUGCAUUCCUUAUACAACAUGCCUUAUCUGUUGUGUUUGUUUUCCUAUUAGAAAAAGCAUGAUGAUGGUGAACGGAAAAAGAAAAAGAAGGAAAAGAAAAAGAAAAAGGUAUCUCUCUAUUUCACAUUCAGUGUGGUCCAUGAUAAGAAAUGUGUUGGGGAGAAUGCAUCACUGUCUGAUAAAUCCCAUCUCUUUUAAAUGGUAGCAUUUAUCAUGAUGGCAUCAUGGUCUGCCUAUUAUGUCAUUUGUUUGUGCAUUUUUACCUUUAGAGACAUUUCAGCAAACUUGCUUUGUACUCAAAGUUGAAAAAGCUUGUUGUGCUAUAAAUAAUCUGUGAAAUAUUAACCACAUUGUAGAAAAAUUUAUGCACUGCAUUGAAAAAAUUGGAAUUAUUGUGUUGUGAUUUUUUUAAAAUAAUAAUGUCUUCAGGUUUGCUGUUUUUGUAACAAAAUUAAUGAUGAAAUAUUAUGGAGAAAAAAAAAUUUGUAACAACCAUAUAGCAAUUUAUUGAAUAAUUAUAAAAGGAAGCUUCAAAGCUGUAACAAUCCGAAGGAUGGCAUUUGCACCUUACCCUGUUAAGUGGUCUCAUUUCAUGUGCAUGUCCGGUCUUGGUUGUAAUAAUUUGUUGUUCUUUACAACAACAAGUGAAAGUUUUGUAAGAUUUUCAGUGAUUUUGUUGCUUCUUUCAUCAUAAUUUCAGAGGCACACACCUGAUGCUACUCCUCCUGGGGGAGGACUGGACCCAAGUUGAAGACUGAAAUGUAGAGACUAUUUCUAUAGAAAAUAAUGACAAAAAUAAUGACUAUUUUAAAAAUAUUUACAAGUACGCCUAACUUAAGUUAUGCCACCUUUAGGAUAAAGAAAGACGUAUAUUUAGAAAUACUAGGUUGUUUUUCAGCAACAUUGUACAAAGUUGGUCAUUGAUAACUGGCUCCAAACAGGAGCUGAAUUUAGGGAGUUGUCUGUAAGAAAACAGGAAGAAAUCUUUUUUCAUGUCUGUUCUUGUCAUUUCAUAUACUCGGUAACAACAUUGUCAGUGUGCAGGUUACUUUAACCCUUUCACUCCCAAAAUCUCAUUGGUUGUGCUCCUUUUUGGGCAUACAAUUAUAAUGUUUGCGUAGAGAAUUUGGUGUUGGAUCAACUACUGGUCCUCUGAUGGAUAUUUUUUCUUUAUUCUCAUCAGUUGUCUGUAUAGUAUUGUUUUGCUAUUGUAAGGGAAAUUUUCUCCUCGUCACUCAUGGGAGUUAGAGGGUUAAGUGAUAGGCAAUGGUUGUAAGUUAUGUCUUGUCUCCCACCAUUAGAAAGCCAUCAUUUCAUCUGAGUUGUGGUAGGUUAGGAUCUUAAAAGCAAUGUGUAUAGAAAUAGUUUUGGAGAUGAGACCUACCUUAAUCCAGUUUUAAGAGGUAGUGCAAGCUAAAAGAAUCUCCUUCCACACACUCUCGUAUGAUUUGUAAGUAUUUGCACUAUGAUGGUGCUUUGUAAUGGAAUACUUUAAGAAGCAUAAACAAGCAGCUUCUCUGCCAAAAAAAACCCAUCCACUGUCAGUUCUUGACUUGGAAUAUUACUCAUCUCUUAUCAAUCAUGUCAUACUUUUACAUCAGA
Molecule: messenger RNA, 6235 nt
Organism: Pocillopora meandrina
Lineage: Eukaryota; Metazoa; Cnidaria; Anthozoa; Scleractinia; Pocilloporidae
Source: the annotation of a GenBank genome assembly